Scomber scombrus (Atlantic mackerel) is the source of this 5350-nucleotide messenger RNA. It is a transcript of the gene sema4ba, whose product is annotated as sema domain, immunoglobulin domain (Ig), transmembrane domain (TM) and short cytoplasmic domain, (semaphorin) 4Ba. The record is from RefSeq and is a predicted model, not a curated record. Gene Ontology annotation, molecular function: chemorepellent activity; semaphorin receptor binding. Gene Ontology annotation, biological process: positive regulation of cell migration; negative regulation of axon extension involved in axon guidance; axon guidance. Lineage: Eukaryota; Metazoa; Chordata; Actinopteri; Scombriformes; Scombridae.
AUGAAUUCCCCAAAAACCUGAAAGGCAAAUUCUGCGACUUGGCCGGCGUUCCUGGGGAGCAUGUGGACAAUGAGUAUGGCUUGGCUCUGUCUCGCAGCCUGCACUGUUCUACUUGUUGGUUGCUUUCAUACAGCUGCCACAGAAAGCGACGUCACUCCACGCCUCACCUUCUCCUACAAUGCAAAGGAGAGAACAACCAAAAGUUUCUCAGUCAGCGGGAUCUAUAACUACACCUCCCUCCUCCUCAGUAAAGAAGACAACAUGCUGUACGUCGGAGCUAGGGAGAUUCUCUUUGCUCUCAACCUCUCUGAUAUCAGCGCAGUGAAGCUACAAAGAAACCUCACAUGGAAAACACCAGAGAGGAAGAGAGAGGAGUGCAGUUUCAAAGGGAAAGAUCUGCAGACGGAUUGCUUCAACUACAUCAAGAUUUUGCUGCAUAUAAACAGCACUACUCUGUAUGUGUGUGGAACAUACGCCUUCAGCCCCAUCUGUGCUUACAUAAACACAGAUGAUUUCUCCCUCGUCAAGAGCGAUACUGGUGAGAUUGUCACAGAGGACGGACGAAGCCGCUGUCCCUUCAACCCUGAAUAUAAGUCCACUGCCAUCAUGGCUGAUGGAGAGCUGUAUGCUGGUACAGUCAGUAAUUUCCAAGGAAAUGAGCCCAUCAUUUACAAGAGUCUAAGCCAAGGAACUGCUCUAAAAACAGAAAACUCACUGAACUGGCUUCAAGACCCGGCCUUUGUCGGCUCUGCCUACAUACAGGAGAGCCUGCCCAAGGGCAACCUAGUGGGCGAUGACGAUAAGAUUUACUUCUUCUUCAGCGAAGCGGGAAAGGAGUUUGAUUUCUUUGACAACACCAUUGUGUCACGCAUCGCUCGCGUGUGUAAGGGUGACUUGGGAGGCGAGAGGGUUCUGCAGAAGAAAUGGACGACCUUCCUGAAGGCUCAACUCUUGUGCUCUCUGCCUGACGAUGGCUUCCCUUUCAAUAUAAUCCAAGACAUGUUUGUGCUGACACCAAGCCCUGAGGACUGGAAAAACACUGUGUUUUAUGGAGUCUUCACAUCUCAGUGGUAUAAGGGUGCUUCAGGAAGCUCUGCAGUGUGUUCCUUCACUAUGGAUCAGGUGGAGAAAGCGUUCAAUGGCCGAUACCGUGAGGUCAACAGAGAAACCCAGCAGUGGUACACAUACAACCAUCCGGUCCCAGAGCCUCGACCUGGAGCGUGUAUCACAAACGCCGCCAGAGAGCAGGGCAUCUCAUCCUCACUCCACAUGCCGGACAAGGUGCUGAAUUUUGUGAAAGACCGCUUCCUGAUGGACAGUGUGAUCCGCAGCCAGCCGCUUCUGCUGAAACGUAACGUUCGCUACACGCAGAUCGCUGUCCAUCGAGUCCGAGCAGCACACAAGGCGUAUAAUGUACUCUUCAUUGGAACAGAUGAUGGGAGACUUCAUAAAGCCAUUAAUGUUAACAACAAGAUGCACAUCAUUGAGGAGAUGGUGGUAUUCCGUGACUCCCAGCCAGUGCAGCACAUUGAACUGGACUCUGAAAAGGGUCAGCUUUAUGUUUCCUCCUUCUCUGAACUGGUGGAGGUCCCAGUAGCUAACUGCACUAAUUAUCAGAGCUGUGGGGAGUGCGUCCUCUCCAGGGAUCCCUACUGCGCCUGGAACGGGAGGCAAUGUGUUGAUGUCAGACAGGCUCCACCAAGCAAUGCGUGGCAGCAGGAUGUAGAUGAAGCAGACACAUCAGCUAUUUGCAACAAGACAGUGCCUAGCCCACGGUUUGCUAAACCUCCACCUACACAAAUGUCUUCAUGCCAGGUGAUUAUUAUCCCAGCCAACACGUUCAAAGUGCUGCCCUGCAAGCUGCGCUCUAAUUUGGCUGAAAGGAGGUGGGAGUUCAGCGAGAGCGCAGGUCACUUCCAUUACCCCAGCCCGGAGGGGGAGCUGGUAGUGGUAGCUCAGGCUGACAAACAGGAAACCUACGAGUGCUGGUCAGUGGAGGAAGGCUUCAGGCAGCUGCUGGCAAACUACUGUGUGAGGGGUGAAGCCAAGCAAGAGAGCACCACCCUGACAGGCCGCUCGCAUACGCCUCAGAUCUCCCAGGAUGGGUUCAUCAUCCUGCCCGGCAAAGCUCGCUCACCGCAGAUCAACACCAAGACCUACUGGAAUGAGCUCAUCGUGGUGUGUGCCCUCCUGGCGUUUUCUCUAGUAGUCUUCUCUCUAUUUGUGGUCUACAGGAACCGCGACCACAUGAAGUCCAUGCUCAAGGAGGGCGAGUGCCCCAACAUACAGCAAAAGAAGCCCAGAAUAGGAGGGAAACCGGCAGAGAACUUGCCGCUCAAUGGCAACACAGUCACAACAUCAGCAUCAGAUCACAAGGGCUACCAGACCCUUAACGACAACUACAUCUGCAGCACUCCACCGCACGAGUGCUCAUCGCCCGACAACAGCAAGAGCUUCUCAGAGUCGGAGAAGAGGCCUCUGAACUUGAAGGAGAGCCAUGUAGAGAUAUCACCCACAUGCCCGCGGCCACGAGUGAGGCUUGGCUCUGAGAUUAAAGACUCUAUAGUGUGAGGCCGGCUUCAUAAUUAUGUGGAGUGACUUGACUGAAAAGAAAGUGUGCACUUGCUGAAAAAGACAAACCCUGAAAGAAGGGAGACUGAGGAACAUCAGACUCUUCGUGGAGGGACAUUUCAUUACACAGAUUUUGCACUUUGUCUUAUUUUGUUCUCUUCCGGUGGUCCAUGUACAUUUCUUUUUGUUUUCCUGUCACUGCCCCUCAUUCAAGUGCAUUCGAGACGCACUGAAGAAGUUCAAGUUUGCCUUCAGACUUUUUUUUCGUUUUCACGUACGGCUCAGAGAUAGAAUGUAACACGCGUACAGCAGAUGUGGUGUCGCAACAUGAUUCAAUGAUUGAAUUUCAUCGCAUUGCCACUCGGUCCGUCCAUAAAAUCUGACGGUAAUGCUUUGAAAGGCAGACUUUCAAACAUGUUCUCACUAACAGCUCACACAGUGUUUGCUGUUUUUUUUGUUUUUCUGUCAUGUGGUAAGAGCCUGACCUUUACUGAGGCUAUGCACUAUGUACUGUACUGUAGCAAGGUAAACACUCACACCAGACUAGACUUUAACAAGUCGGUAGGCAGGCAAGAGAGGAAAAAAAUUUAAAAAAGUCCUGUCACCGUUGCUUAUAUAGCCAGUGUGCAUUCACAUAAGUAUACUCAUCAUUUGGGCUAAAAUAUAACAAGUUUAAAUGCAGAAUUCAGAGAAGAAUAGUUGUGCUGAGAGGUUAGGUAGUUGAUCAAAAAAGAUUUAAGUGGAAGAAAAACAACAAGAGAUCACCUCAGCGGAAAUGUUGUAGAAACUCUCACCACCUCAAUCACUACACACCAAAAAUAGAUUAUUAUAUACAGUAGUCACAAAUGAAGACUGACAGAAAUGUUUUUAGUAUUGGUAUUAUUAGUCGAUACAAAUCUUUCUCUGUGGAAGCCUGACUUUCAGCAGGGGUUGUUGUCUUUUUCACUAAAUGUGAUAAAGGGAGGAAGAAAAGCCCAUUCCAGGUAUUUUCAUGCUGUUCUUCAUGAGAUAGGCAGUCUAUGCAAAGCAAAUAAUGUGAAGUGAGGUAAACACCAAGAAAACCUCACCUCCAGACUGAGUAAGCACAAAGGUGUUGGCGCUGUUAAUUACUUCAAGAUCAGUCGCACUGCAAACACACACCCAAGCACACACAUACACACUCUCAUUACACUAACUAAGUAUGCAAGAGAUUUUUAGCCAUUCUGGUGGAACAGGAAGAUAACGAAACUCUGAACGACUGGCCUCAUAGAAACAGACGAUAAGAGACGAGGGUCCAGUAUAAUAAUGAUAAUAUAAUUCUUUGGCUGCUGAUUUAUCUUAACAGGGUAAAUGAUUAUAAAUAUUUAUUAUAAUUAUGUGGCCAAAAGUGUCUUUUACAGACAUGUUUUCAUAAUCAUUCUUUAAUGUUUGAAAUAGCUUUUCACUGUUCACAAAGGGAAAUAACAAUAAAUAUAAAUACACCUGUUCAUAAUCUAAUUUUAAAUAACGCACAUCUGUACAGCCUUGACUAUUUAUUUUUGAAUGGAAGAAAACUUUCCCUCUGCUUGCUUAAAUGGUUUUAAAAAGGCAACCAUAAGAGCAAUAACUUUCAUUCUCAUCCAGUAAUAAACAUACAAAUUAUGCCUUUAAUCUCCUUAUUCACAAUGUAGUAAUUAUAAACCAUGAUCCAUGUGAGUGCAAGCUCUCUCAGCAGUGUGUCCGUGUAACUUGAAAGCAUUUUUACAAUAUUAUUUAAGUCUCAUUUGGCUUUAGUAUUAAAACGCGGCCAUCAUAAUUAAAUAAAAGUUUCACAAAUGAGAAGUAUGGUGUGGCACACUGCUCGACGCAGAACGUGUGAGAUUUGCACAUGAUGUUGAAAAGCCUUAGUUUAAUGCAGGUCACAGAUUUGAUAACAACAUUCUGCCUUUUUGGGGAAAAUGAAUAAUGCCUUCUGAAAUAAUAAUCAAGAGAUGUGCCUCUUGGGGAUAAUAAACUAACCAGGUCAUAGUGCUGUAGAGUACAAUGCUAUACUGUAAGCAUGACAGGACUGGCCAAUGCUUGGAAACAAGAGUGAAUACAUGUAAAUUGAUUCUGUCAGAGUUGUACAGUAUGUGCUCAUGAGUUGUUGUUUUUUUCUUUUCUUACAGUGGCUCAGUCAGGGACUAAAUUGUAUUCUUUAAAGUGUAGCACAUAAAAAAACCACUGACUGAUUUUGAUAUAUUAAAACCUAGAUAAGCAUAGUAUUAUGUUACAUUUGUCAUAAAUGGCACUGCAAAACUGGCGCUGUGUGAAUUUCAAAGACCGGUCGGCUAUAAUCAAUCAUGCAGUAUGAAACGAUUCAUGCUUUGACUGUUAUUAAAAAAAAAAACAAGUGGCAGAUUUUGGGUGAAGUGGCUGUCAUCAGAACAAUAUUUAAAUUUGCAAAGUGCAGAACAAAAACAAAGUGGCAGUGAUUUAGUAAAAAAUCUAUAUGUGCAGGUACUGAACAUGCUUUUCUAUUUGAGUACAAGCCUAAACUACUCUAUGGUUCAUAAUACUCUGAAUGCCACAGUGAACAUAUCGUUGCGUGCGCUCUCUAAAUGAACCACUAUAGUCGGGCCUUCUAUUUGUGACAGUACAAGUUGCUCAGACAUGUAUUGUAAGUAAAAAAGAGUUUUUAAUGUAAAUUUGUUUUGUAAAUUCAGCUGCCAAUGUAAAAAAAAUAUUGUGAAUUGUAUUUUUUUGUAUAAUACAUCACUACUGGGUUUUUUUCUUUCCUUUUUUGUAUUGUAUAUAAAAAGCACUUUAUUUUAAUUUUUCA